AUGGAACAGUAUCCCACCACCGGCAUCCUCGUGGAGGCCGAGGCAUUCGAUAACUAUGGCGGCUGGACUCUCGACUCGCAAUUCGAACUGGAGAUGGGCUCGCCUUACCUCCUAGCUCACGGCCUCGGCAAAGCAGUCGCAGACGCAACUACGAUAGUCACUCUUCCGAAGGAAACCAAGUUCCACAUUUGGGUGCGCACCAAGGACUGGGUACCUAGGCAUCAUCCCGGAAGGUUCACUCUCUCCUACAACAACUUCGUGAUUGGGGAGUUCGGCGCGAGCGGGAAAGAAGGCUGGUGCUGGCAGUACGGCGGGACUACCAAAGUCAAGAAGGAAAAGGCGCCGCUUGUAUUGCAUGAUUUGACAGGGUUCGGGGCGCGGUGUGAUGCUAUCUUCUUUACAAAAGAAAAGAGCGAGCCCCCGAAUGUUGCGAAUGAUGCUAUGCGGAAAUGGAGGAAGCGCCUGUUAGGACUGCCUGAUCAGCCGGAAGAUGCUGGACACUAUGAUGUGGUUGUCGUUGGCGGCGGGAUAGUGGGUGCAGCUGCAGUGCUGACGUCCGCUCGACUCGGGAAUCGCGUCGCUCUUGUCCACAAUCGCCCUGUUCUGGGCGGGAAUGGAAGCGUCGAAUGCGGCCUGCGACCACGCGGCAUUACAGGACCUCUCAUCGACGACAUCGCUGAGCGUGAUCCCAGUGGUGACAUCAAAGGGUUGUCAUUGCUGAAAGCGGAGGCGAACGUCAAAGUCUUCCUCGAACACUGCGUAUUUGAUGCAGUCAAAUCUGGAUCAAAGAUUCUCUCGGUGGAUGCACGACAUGCACGAAGCGGUAAAGAGAUUCGACUUUCCGCCCCCGUGUUUAUCGACUGUUCUGGAAGAGUCACACUCGGCUUACUCGCGGGCGCAGAGACAUUGUCCGGCCAGGAAUCGCAUGGAGAUUAUGGUGAAAGCCUGGCCCCUGCGGAAGCCGAUUAUCACCACCACGGAAACACGAUGUUCUUCCGCACACGAAUGGCAGACAAGUUCGUCUCCUUCCCUGAAGUCCCCUGGGCGACAGAAGUCGCAAAAGACUUCUCCAACCUCGGUGGCCAGCUCGUCAAACCCGGCAUCGACAACGGCGAAGGUCCGGUGGUGAAACCCCCGGGGCCCGAUGUCCGUCGAAGAAUGAAACUUCCCGCCACGCAUUUCUGGGAGUAUGGACAGGAUAUGGAUAUGUAUACGCAAGGCGAAGAGAUCCGUGACCAUCUCCUGCGAGCGCUGUUCGGUACCUUCUCCAACGUGAAGAGGAUGCAGCCGGAGAAGUAUCGGAAUCUCCAAUUCGAUCAUGUUGCUUUCGUCGCUGCAACGGGCGAGUUCAAACGGUAUCGUGGCGACUACAUUCUGACGGAAACGGACAUUCGUUCGCAUCAACAAUUUGAAGAUGCAGUGGUGCAGAAUGGCGGCGCGUUCUGUCUGCACUACUCCGGACAUGAGCACUACGAUUUUCGCCUUAAGGACUGGAAGUGGGAUGAGCGAGACGGGAAGGACUACGACAUUCCAUUCCGCUGCCUGUAUUCCUCCAACAUAGACAAUCUCAUGAUGGCGGGCAAGCAUAUCAGCGUGACUCACGUCGCCGGGUCGAAUACCAAGUUCAUGGGAAAUGGAGGGCAGCACGCCAUUGCUACUGCAGCUGCGGCGUCCUUGUGCAAGAAGUACAGCAUCACUCCAAGACAAGUGAGGGAGCAGCAUAUGGCCGAGCUCCGAGAAGUUGCAAGGAGUAUUACCGGAAGAAAACUCGACGGCAAUCGAAGUCGACUAUGA
Neohortaea acidophila is the source of this 1794-nucleotide messenger RNA. RefSeq names its product FAD dependent oxidoreductase-domain-containing protein. Lineage: Eukaryota; Fungi; Ascomycota; Dothideomycetes; Mycosphaerellales; Teratosphaeriaceae. The record is from RefSeq and is a predicted model, not a curated record. The transcript has a single exon. Bases 1 to 1794 code for a protein of 597 amino acids.